AUGCCAAGUGUUACACCAAAUCCGUCCGACAGAGACUCGGAGCCAUUUGUCGAAACUGAUCCGACUGGAAGAUAUGGAAGAUACGCUGAACUCCUAGGAUCAGGUGCUGUGAAAAAGGUAUUCAGAGCAUUUGAUCAAGAAGAAGGAAUAGAAGUAGCUUGGAAUCAAGUUAAGCUCAGAAACUUCAGUAAUGACCCUGCAAUGGUGGAUAGGCUUUACUCUGAAGUGAGGUUGCUUAGAAGCAUGACAAACAAGAACAUCAUUGCCCUUUAUAGUGUCUGGAGAGAUGAGAAACAUAACACACUGAAUUUCAUUACUGAGGUUUGCACAAGUGGGAAUUUGAGGGAGUAUAGGAAGAAGCAUAAACAUGUUUCUGUUAGGGCUUUGAAAAAGUGGUCUAGGCAGAUUUUGGAAGGGUUGAACUAUUUGCAUGUUCAUGAUCCUUGUAUCAUUCAUAGAGACCUCAAUUGCAGCAAUGUUUUUGUCAAUGGAAAUACUGGCCAGGUUAAGAUUGGAGACUUAGGAUUGGCAGCAAUUGUGGGAAAGACCCAUUCAGCACAUUCAGUAUUGGGGACACCAGAGUUUAUGGCACCAGAAUUAUAUGAAGAGAAUUACACAGAAAUGGUAGACAUAUACUCAUUUGGAAUGUGUGUAUUAGAGAUGGUGACACUAGAGAUUCCAUAUAGUGAAUGUGACAAUGUUGCAAAGAUAUACAAAAAGGUUUCUUCAGGUGUGAGACCUCAAUCCUUAAACAAGAUUAAAGAUGCAGAGGUUAAGGCUUUCAUUGAAAACUGUCUUGCUAAACCAAGGGCUAGACCUUCUGCUCAAGAAUUGCUCAAGGAUCCUUUCUUUGAUGUUUUAGAUGAUGACGAAAUUGAUAAUGAUGAUUAUAACUCAGUUAUUUUGUGA
Messenger RNA from Vicia faba (fava bean), 909 nucleotides. NCBI's taxonomy places the organism in Eukaryota, Viridiplantae, Streptophyta, Magnoliopsida, Fabales, Fabaceae. The record is from the annotation of a GenBank genome assembly.